AUGGACUUUAGCCUCGACGGCAAGGCGCUCCUGUCGGUGCCGCCGCAGAAGCGCUCGCGCGUACUGCUGUCGUGCGCCCCGUGCCGCGCCUCCAAGCUCAAGUGCGACCGGAGCCAGCCGUGCAGCCAGUGCGCGAAAAAGGACCGCCCCGCGGCAUGCGUGUACGCGCCCAAGCCCGUCAAGAGGAAGCCGCCGCCCAAGGGCAUGUCGGCGCGGCUGAAGCGCCUCGAGGGCAUGGUGCGCAACAUGAUGGAGGCUGAGGCCGCGGAAAAUGCCGCCGAGGGGGGAAAGAAGACAGAUGGUGAGGAGGAGGAGGAGGCGGCGGCGGCGGCAACGGAUGCGCACGAGGCAAAGACGGCGCAUGGACAGGUGGUGCGCAGUGUGCAAGGUUCGACGUACGUGGGAGCGACACAUUGUUUGGCGAUGUUGGAAGAUAUUGAGGAUAUGAAGACAUAUUUUGAUGAUGAAGAUGAUGAAGUGGAGGGCGACUCUCCAGGGAGGGAUCUGGAAGCCGCUGAAAUAUUACUUAGCCCCCGAGGCGGGCCGGGCAGCCGAGACGAGCUCAUUGGGAAUAUUCCAGAAAAAUACAUUGCUGACAGACUCAUUAUGCGAUACUUUUCUUCUGCAAGUCCCUCGCAGUUUUGUGUGCAUCGACCUACAUUCACGAAGAAUGCGAAUCCCGACAGUGCGUCUCUUCCUUGGAUCGCUCAACUGUUCAUGAUCCUUGCUCUCGGUGUCAUUUUCAACUACUUUUCCUCGCCAGAGGAGCUCCGCGCCGAAUCCACAAUCCCCGUCCUGCAGCGUAUUCAAACGUUUCGCUCGUGUGCGGGCUGGGCUCUCGUCUGGAGCAAGUACACGAACCCAACGUCAGAAACCAUCCCGGCCUUUGUCCUCUACGUCGAGGCGUACUUUUUGUUCAGCCGCGCGGCACAGAUGAGCUGCUACACGCUCUCAGCCGUCUGCCUGCGUCUCAUGCUCAAGCUGGGCAUGCACCGGGACCCGAGCGGGCUCGCCGACCUCUCUCCGUACGAGGGCGAGAUGCGCCGGCGGUGGUGGAGCAUGGCGUGCCAGAUCGAGCUGCUCGUGUCGUUUCACAUGGGCCUGCCCAGCAUGCUGCACGGCAUCGAGUCGGACGUGGAGAUUCACGGCAACUACCAGGACGAGGACUUUGGCGAGGAGACGGAGGAGAUGCCGGCGCCCCGGUCGCUGCAGGACUACACGUCGCUGUCGUACUCGAUCAACAAGACCAAGAUACUGCGCGUGUUUGGCCGCAUUGCGCGGCAGGCGCACGCGCUGACGCCGCCUUCGUACACAGACACGAUGCGUCUAGACGUUGUGCUCAAUGCCACGUGGGACGAGGUGCCGCCGUUUCUGCGCGUCAAGCCGCUGGACCAGUGCAUCGGCGACGCGCCCAUGCUGCUCAUCCAGCGCUACGGCAUCGAGGCCCUGUAUCACAAGUGUCGCUGCGUGCUGCACCGCCGGCAUCUCGCCGAGCCCGUCCCGCGCGCCGAGCACGACUACGCGCGGCAGCAGUGCCUCGAAGCCGCCGUCGCGCUGCUCGAUAUCCAGGUCACCAUAUGGAACGCGACGCGGCCGGGUAGCAUGCUCAGCAUGUGCGGGUGGUUCGUGACGUCGCUGUCGGUGCACGACUUCAUGCUCGCCGCCAUGGUGAUUUAUGUCGCGGCGCGCAGCGCGCACUACCCGGAGCACCCGACUGGGAGCGACGCGCGCUGGGCGGCGCCCGACGUGCGGCUGCGGUCCAAAGAGGAGCUGAGGAUGAUGCUGCGGCGGUCGCACGCCAUCUGGUGCCGCGUCUCGUCCACCGUGGGCGAGCUGCGCAAAACAAGAGACACGCUGGCCAUCAUGCUGGCCAAGCUCGGGUGUCCCGUCGACGGCGAAAGCUAUCCGACGGCGCCGCCUCCAAAGACGACGGCAGUGGGUGGCGGCAUGUCCAUGAUGGUACCGCCGCCGCUACGGAAUGAGACUCGGCUCGGACAGCAAGUGUUUACACCAGCUGCGCCACCGCCAUCGCUGCUAUCGAGUGGGCAACUUUCUUCAGUGGCUGCAUCUACCAAUCAUGCUUACAGUGGCUCAGAGCCCACAACCGGAUUUCACGCUGACAGGAUCAAUCUAGGCACGAUGAUGAGCACAGACUUCUCGAGCUUUGAUCUGCCACUCGUUGGCGAUGACCCAACAGUCGUAACGUUUCCCGGACCAGAGGGGACGAGUUUCGGAGGGGACGCGACAGGAAAGGGCCUCUCAGCGCCUGAGGAUAGUGGCGAUAGCAUCUUUGGCACAGUCGAAUUUGACUCGUCCUGGAUGGACGAUGGCAUGGACUGGCUGGAUGUCUUCUCCGCUAACAAUGAUGAGACGUCGGCUUGGCCUGAAUUUGGGGAACCCAACGAGUACUUGCGUCAUUUGGCCGUCGGACCAGUGCGAGUGCUUGGAAAGAACGGUAUUGGUCUUGCUUAUGUGAAACACGGCAGCUACAAUGUAUGCUACUUUGUCACAUUCCCUGCUGACGGUACCGAAUGGGUGGUGCGAAUUCCAAUUAGCCCGUUGAUCAGCGAUGUCUGGGCCAAGGUGCAAAGCGAAGUCGCAACUAUGCAAUAUGUUCAGCGCGAAACAAGGAUACCUGUUCCGACAGUUCAUGGAUAUGGCCACGGAGAGAGGCUGACAGCAGAUCCUUCUACGUUGCAGGCAUUUCUGAUCCUGGAGAAAAUGCCAGGCGAGUCGCUUCAUUCUCACGAAAUAUCCGCCAUUCCAAAAGAAAGUCGCAUCUUCUUUUUCGCCCAGUUGGGCGACAUUCUUGGACAGUUGCAACAGCUACAUUUUCCCAGAUCAGGAUCCCUAUACCCUGACUCCAAAAGCAGUGGCAAAUUCACGAUAGGCAAUCCUCUCUACGUGAUCGGGAAUGACAACGCGGUGAAUGUUGGAGUGUACGAAAAAUCAUCGACAACCUUCUCUAACGCAUUUGACGCAGUCAAAGGCAUGUUUCCUGUCCUGGAGCACGCCUACGAGAUACCUAUUUCAGAUGAAGUGCCCGAUCAAACCAUCAAGCGUGAACUGUUUGCCAUUGACAGUCUGGCUAGCUCACUUUCUGACAACACCCACCCCUUCUGGAGCCUUGAUGCGCCGUUCAUGCUAAGUCACGGCGAUCUGAGAUGCGAGAACAUCAUGGUGGACGAAAACAUGAAAAUAACAGCCAUAAUCGACUGGGAAUGGGUAGUUAUCCUACCACAACAGCUUUGCACGCCGCCAACCUGGGUCUUUGGCCAAAACUAUCUAAGAGACUUGCACAACCGGGAGAUAUUCCAAGAGUUCCAGAGUGCCAUCACCCAAGACAACGCUUACCAUGAAUACUUGCAGUACUGGAGAUCCAAUGUGCAAUAUCUGCCUCUUGCACAGAUUUUACGGCACCCAGAGCUUCUUGUAAACAUCUAUUACACAGACGUAUUUCCGCGGCUUCACAGCGAGCCAUUCUCUGCAGUUGAGGCAAGCUUCUUCGCCGACGAGGAGCACAGGAAGAAAUUCCAGGAGAGGCUGACAGUAGCAGAGCGCUACAAUGAGUACCUCAAGGAAAACGAUCUCUAUGUUGUAGAUGAAGUUUGGAAAAGCCAGCAGGAGUGGAUUGAAAAGGCGGAUAAACUACUUGCAGAAGUUAAUAGUAAGCUAGCUGCCUACAAAUCGAAACAUACUAUCUAG
Molecule: messenger RNA, 3705 nt
Organism: Beauveria bassiana ARSEF 2860
Lineage: Eukaryota; Fungi; Ascomycota; Sordariomycetes; Hypocreales; Cordycipitaceae
Product: fungal specific transcription factor
Exons: 9
Coding region: 1-3705 (1234 amino acids)
Biological process (GO): DNA-templated transcription; regulation of DNA-templated transcription
Cellular component (GO): nucleus
Molecular function (GO): zinc ion binding; DNA binding; DNA-binding transcription factor activity, RNA polymerase II-specific
Source: RefSeq, a predicted model, not a curated record